Molecule: messenger RNA, 2508 nt
Organism: Diplodia corticola
Lineage: Eukaryota; Fungi; Ascomycota; Dothideomycetes; Botryosphaeriales; Botryosphaeriaceae
Product: heterokaryon incompatibility protein
Exons: 2
Coding region: 1-2508 (835 amino acids)
Source: RefSeq, a predicted model, not a curated record
AUGGCAACAGCAAUGGGCUGCUCAGCCUGUCUGGACCUCGACUACGACCGCUACGACAAGCCGGUGCGGGAGCCGUAUUUCUACGAAGGCCAGGGGCUGCGGUACCACAUCACGUCCUUUUGGGAGCUCGAGCAGCGGGCGGCGCAGGGAUGCCACAUCUGCGACGUGCUGCACCGCGGCAUCAAGGCGGUCUGGGACGUGGCGGGCGUGGGGCUGACGAGCCACGCCGCCAGCGAGCGCGAGCAGCAGAUGCGCCGCUCCACCUGGCCCAUCCCAGCCCACGACCGCAAGGACUCCCUGUUCUCGCCGCGGCCCGAGCCGAGACGCGCCGAAGAAGACGAGAACACCAAGUUCUACCGGCCCUGCAUCGAGCUGAGGCCGGGCCGCACCCUGCUCGUCUCGCACGCCCUGUACAAGCGCGUGGUGCCGGCCGAGGGCGGCGGCGGCGGCGGCGGCGGCCACAAGCUGGGCCCCAAUCCGCUCGAGUUCGAGCAUUUCAUGAGAAGGGCUCCGCUGGAGUUCUACACCCUCGCCGGCACCCCCAGCAUCCACCCAUCCUUCGGCUCCACCGACCACAUCCCCGCCACCCUCACCCGCUCCCACUACCGCCGCAAACUCACCCAAUGGCUCACCCACUGCACCACCCACCACCGCACCUGCUCCUCCUCCCCAACCACCACCUCCCCCCCACCACCACCCCCCAAACGCCUCAUCCACAUCACCACGCCCCCCAACUCUCCCCACCCGUACCCCCACCUCCGCCUCCUCCUCACCCCUCCCACCUUCUCCCUCCCCUACACGACCCUCUCCCACUGCUGGGGCGCCCCCACCGCCUCGCGCGCCCUCAAGAAGACGACGCGCGCCACGCUCGCCGCGCACCUCGCGCCCGACGGUUUGGAAUACUCGUCGCUCCCGCGCCUCUUCCGCGACGCCGUCGACGCCGCCCUCGCGGCCGGCUGCGCCCACCUCUGGAUCGACUCGCUGUGCAUCGUGCAGGACUGCGCCGCCGACUGGCGCGAGCACGCGUACGCGAUGGCCGGGAUAUAUUCGCGGGCGUGGAUGAACGUCGCGGCGACGGCGUUGGGGGAUUCGGAGGGGGGGUUGUUUGGGGAGGGGGGGGAGGAGGGGGAAGGCGAGGGUGAGGGGGAGGGGGAGGGUGGUGACGAUGUGGGGGGUGGAGGUGGCGGUGGAGAAGGGAGGAGGGAGCAUGCGUGCGAGCCUGGGGCCGGGAGGGUGGCGGCGACGGCGGCGGGGAGGAAGGUCGGGAUGGGGGCGAGGGAGCUGGUACUGGAGAGGGGGAGGAAUGGGGGAGCUGGGGCGUCGGUGUGGGUGCGGCCGUUCCCGCAGGUGACGCAUGGCAACUUCUUGCUGCGGAGCCCAGAGGAUCCCGCCAGCCCGCUGCUGCAGCGCGGGUGGGUGUUCCAGGAGAGGCUGCUGAGCCGGCGCACGCUGCACUGCACCGCGUCGGAGCUGGUGUGGGAGUGUCGCGAGUGUACGUGGUGCGAGUGCGGGGAUCUGGGGAAGCUGAUCAGCGGCGGCGAUGGCCAUGGCCAUGGCGCUGCAGGCCAUGGGGUUGGAGCUGGAGCGGCCGAGGAACACGAGACGCCCGCCUUAGUAGCUGCCCAGCGACGCUCGACCAAGGUGCAGUUCCAGAACAUGUUCGAGCCCGGGGCGACGCCGCAGUCGCUGCUGGGCGACUGGCUGUCCGUCGUCACCCGCUACAACCACCUGCAGUUCACCAACCCGGGCGACCUGCCCUUCGCCUUCGCCGGCGUCGUGCAAAAGGUGCGCGACCGCAUCGCCCACAGCGGCGGCCGCUACCUCGCCGGCCUGUGGGAGGCGGACCUGCCGCGCAGCCUGCUGUGGGUCGGCAACAAGAAGAGGCUGGACCACGCCCGGGGGAGCCGCCUGCAUCCGGUCGACUGGGAGGACGUCGGCCACGGCCCGCCGAGCUGGUCGUGGCUGUGGUAUUCGGCCUGGCCCGGCGCCCGGAGCGCCCAUUACUACGGCUAUCUGGAGAGGGUCGUGGUCGACGACCACGCCGUCGUGCAUCCCGACCGCACUUUUUGCGACACCGAAGACGGGAAUCCGUUCGGCAGCGUUGUCCGGGGCGUCUUGACCCUGAGCGGACGCGCCAUCCAGGGCAAGCUCCGAGCGGGCGAGCCGAAGGCGGUGCCGAAGGGCUUCUCCUACAGCCACGUCAGGGAGGACGCGUACGUCACCUUCGACAAGUUUGACCGCGAGCUGGGCUUCCCGUUCGGCACUGAUUUCUUCCUCCUUGUGCGAGACGCCGGGGGCGAGGAGAUGGAGCAGGAUGUCACCUGCCUGCUCGUCGGCCAUGAGAGAGAAAGAGGCGGCGCCUAUUCCAAAAAGGAGCUUCGCUUCUUCGUGCUCGUGCUGGCCCGGGUCGGACGAGGGCAGAGCUACAGGAGGAUGGGCAUUGCGAGGUGGCCGAAAUCAAGUCAGGUAUUUGGUGGAGAGGCUGUGGCACAGUUGGAGAUAGUAUAG